ACAUUUUAAAUGGAUAUGGGUUUUAUCUUAUCCGAAAUAGAUCCAGAUCUGACCCGUUUUAGAGGUUCGUCUUCCUCCUCCUUCAUCUCAAGGGCUACGUUAAACCCCAGCUCGGCUCCCGCCUCUUCAGUGAUGUCCAGGCUUUUCUUCUUCUUCCGAAACCCUAAUUCCCGCCAUUUCUGUUCUUCCUCUUCUUUCCCUUCUUCAUGGUUUUCUCUUCCCGGGAAGCCUCUCAUGAAGUGGCCGUCCGAUACCCCACCUCCAAAACCUCCCCGGGACCCUCCUCCGAUCAAACACGACGGAGACGAAGAGGUAGACUUCGAUCUUCAGAGGGAUUCCGCUGUCAUCGAGCCGCUUCUGCGCGACUACGCCGGUGAUGAUUCCGGUCUCCGAUCGGCUCUAGAUCGGUCCCUAAUUCGACCCCGUCCCGCCUUGAUCCGGCAGCUGAUGAUCUCCUGUGAGUAUUCGUUCAAACCCCUUCAUACGCUUUUCCUUUGGGCGGAGACUCGCCCUGGUUACCGUCACACUGCGGCGGUGUUUAAUACCAUGAUCGAGCUGCUGGCGAAGUCGAGGGAAUUCGAUUCCGCCUGGUUGCUGAUCGAUCGGUACUCGCAGGCCGACGAUCAACUGGUCUCUCACGGGACGUUCACGAUCUUGAUCAGACGGUACGCUAGGGCGAGAAUGCCGCAGGCCGCGAUCCGGACAUUCCAUCUCAUGGAACGUUUUGGUAUUCCCUCGCCGAACUUCGACAUUCUCCUAGACGCCCUCUGUAAAGAGGGCUUGAUCCGCUCGGCGGAGGCAGUCUUCCGGCAACGGCAGAAUCCACCUCCGUCGACCACUUCCUAUAACAUCCUGCUAAAUGGAUGGUUCCGUUGCCGGAAACUCCGCCACGCCGAGAAACUGUUUGCGGAAAUGCGGGAGAAGGGCGUAAAUCCAACGAUUGUUACUUAUGGAACUUUGAUCGAGGGAUACUGCCGGAUGCGUCGAGUUGAGAGAGCAAUGGAAUUAAUUGAAGAGAUGAAGGAGGUGGAUGGGAUUGAACCCAAUAUCAUUACAUACAAUCCGAUAGUUGAUGCUUUAGGUGAAUCACAGAGAUCAAAGGAAGCAUUGACGAUGGUGGAGAAGAUUACUUCUUACGGAUUGGAACCCACAAUUUCUACGUACAAUUCGCUUGUGAAGGGAUUCUGUAAGGAAGGAAACUUGCUUGGAGCUAGCAGAGCCCUCAAGUCGAUGAUAGGAAAAGGGUGCCUUCCCACACCGACUACCUACAAUUACUUCUUCCGGCUCUUUGCAAAGUCUGACAAAAUUGAGGAGGGUAUGAAUCUAUACAGGAAGAUGGUUGAAAUGGGGCAUACUCCCGAUAGAUUAUCCUAUCACUUACUAGUGAAGAUGCUGUGUGAACGGGGUAAGUUGGACAUGGCAGCUGAGAUAAUAAAGGAGAUGAGCUCGCAAGGGUGUGAUCCAGACCUUGCGAUCUACACAAUGCUGGUCCAUUUGCUUUGUAGAUUGAAUCGAUUGGAAGAAGCUUACUCCGAGUUUAUGAGCAUGAUUGAGAAGGGCCUUACUCCUCAGUAUCUCACAUACCAGAGGUUGGUUGCAGCUCUAAAGAAAGCGGGGAUGGUAGAAAUGGCGAAUAAGAUAUUGGAUUUGAUGUCUGCCAUUCCGCAUUCGAAAAGGUUGCCUGAUACAUAUAAGGGAGAUGACAUUGCUGAUCGUGGAUCCUUGAUAAUAAAGAGAGCUCAAGCUGUGUCUGAUGUUUUAAAGAGUUCUAGGAACGAAAAAGAGAAAUUCGGCAGACAUCGCUUCAGGAAAGGCCAAAAAGAUUAAUAGCAGAGAGCUCAGCAGUAGAGGGUAAAUGUUCCGUGCGAAAGAGUAUUUUUGAACAUUCAAGGUAAUAUCAGGCAUCAAGCUGUUCUUAGGGCCUGUUUGGUUGGAAGGAAAGGGAGGGAAAGGGAGGGAUUCAGGAAUCCCUCCUGUGUUUGGUUGGCUAAUUAGAAAGGAGGGAAAGGAAGGGAAAGAGAGAAAGUCAGUUUGGAUGGGAGGGGAGGGAAAGGAAAGGAAAGGAAAGGAAAAGAUUGUAUAGUGUAAAUUCAAUCCCUCUCAAAUCGGACGGAUUGGGAGGGAAAGGAAAGGGAGUAAGUACAAAAAUGUUGACUGCCCACAAUACCCCUCUACGUUUUUUUUCUCCCUGCCUCUCAACCUUUUGACUAUUGAGGGUAUUAUUAUAAAUUGUAUUGUUUUCUUUUCAUUCCAUUCACUUUUAUCCAAACAAGCUUUUAUAAUCA
Nymphaea colorata (pocket water lily) is the source of this 2285-nucleotide messenger RNA. Its product is annotated as pentatricopeptide repeat-containing protein At5g11310, mitochondrial. Gene Ontology annotation, molecular function: protein binding. The transcript has a single exon. Bases 10 to 1827 code for a protein of 605 amino acids. Lineage: Eukaryota; Viridiplantae; Streptophyta; Magnoliopsida; Nymphaeales; Nymphaeaceae. The record is from RefSeq and is a predicted model, not a curated record.